CGCAAACAUUCACAAAUCAUGAGUGGCUUUAGUUACGCUUUCUGGUUUGAUGAUUCUCGCAACCACGAAGAAAAUGAACAAGUUUUGGAGCCUAGCCUUGGGGCUGUCCAACCCCAGAUUCCCCCCACCAUCUCCCCCUCGGCAUUUCCCUCCCAUGCACAGGAUCGCUUCUCUCCCUCGCUACCCCCUAAUUCCCUCGAGCCUAGCCCGUUCUGCAUGGAAGAAUCUGAACCUCCUCGAGCCAAUCCUCUUAUACCAGAACUUACCCCUCAGAUGAUGCCCUCACCGCAAGCCCUAACCGCUCGGCAGUGCUCUCAUUGUGGGACGACCACAUUGGUCUGGCAACAACAUCCUAUCACGCAUGUUCCGUUGUGCGAUGCAUGCGCAGUGUAUCUUUCUCAACGUUCCAAGCAGCGCCUCGUCGAUCUCUUACUGGCCGAAACGCGGCGAAACGGGUCGUCGGAGGACGGGGUGUCGCUGGAGGGCACGAUCCAAUGCCCACAUUGCGGUACAAAGAGGGCAAGCCCAUCGGAGGAGAAUUUGGAGGAGAUGAUGGUUUGCGAUGCAUGCGGGAUGUAUGUGCAAGUACGGGGGCAAGAUCGCACGAACCGAGUGACAGAGGGAUGGGAGGAGGGCGACGAUAGUGGGAUUACGAGGAAUACAGUGAGUAAACUCUGCCCGCGCGUUGCUAUCGUUGAGAUCCUUGCCUCAGCUGGCACAUGCGUCUUCACAUCCUGAAUGAGUUAGGAUCGGAUCGCCUUCACACGGAGCCGCGGCGUCGUCGCACGCGCAUUUCCCUCAGAUGACGUCGAUGGUGGUCCUCGCAGCGCCUCAUAAUACCCACCUUGCCACGGCAUGCUCUCACUGGCUUGCAUUUUCUACUUCCAAGAGGAUUUCGAAAAAUAGUGAUACAACAACGCAGACGGAGUCAAGUCUACCUAAACGACAUGGUGUGCUUCAUUUAGGUUCCUGCUACUCGAUCGAUGUAUCCAUCGUCGUGCAGGCCGAUGUAUAUUAAAUUAGACUUUCAGAUUCAGGGCUCUCUACACACCGUGAGCGUACUGGACACAAACAUUCUUCCGUGUGCGCUCACCGGGUCGACGAAAAGCUAGGAAUCUUCCUUUACUAUAGCACAAUCGCACCCGCUACUGCGAGGCCCUGCUGAAACCAGCUAGGUCAUUGAAUUGAGAUGUACGCCACAUAGGAGACACGCACUCGGACAGAGUUGCUAUGUGGUAGAUCCCCGACUGCGCUGGGCGCUCAAAUCCCCUUUGAUUGUGAGAUCUCUCAGUGCGUCCGUGCUGGCAGAGUACGUCUCGAAGUUCGCCAUCGGGCGGGCGACCGCGCCUCGCUCGAUGCUAGUAAGUCCAGAACAGAUGCACAUUGACAAUCGUGUUUCCAUGUUUCAGUAAAAGGCCGGAAUAUUCUCUUCACCGUGUGUGUGUCGGCCCUGUCAGUCGCGAAGAUUGACAGGCCUGGACCGGUAGCGAUCUCCGCGCUAGAAUUCGUGGUCAGUAGACGAUCAGAGAUCAGCGCGGAAGUCUCCAGGCAGGCGUCUUUGAGGUCCAUAGACACAGGGAGUCAAGCGACGUGGGGUGGAUAUCCGACGCAAAGCUGGUGAUGGCUUCCUCCGCAGCAGAGAUUCACCACGCGCCGAGGUAACACAAGCGUGUGUGGCUUCUGUGCUAUCUGGUGCACAGUGUGAUAUCCCAGACCUGUACAACGCGAGGGUCCGCCCCCGCUUACAGAGCGAAAAAAAAUGUG
This is a messenger RNA of Mycena citricolor, 1764 nucleotides long. Lineage: Eukaryota; Fungi; Basidiomycota; Agaricomycetes; Agaricales; Mycenaceae. The record is from the annotation of a GenBank genome assembly.